Molecule: messenger RNA, 11371 nt
Organism: Triticum aestivum (bread wheat)
Lineage: Eukaryota; Viridiplantae; Streptophyta; Magnoliopsida; Poales; Poaceae
Product: putative F-box protein At3g10240
Exons: 7
Coding region: 9440-10780 (446 amino acids)
Molecular function (GO): protein binding
Source: RefSeq, a predicted model, not a curated record
ACAACCAACGACGGGUUAAGUGGACAAUUGAACUCAACGAUGUCCCAUGGGAGCUAUUCGCCCCAGACCUUUGCCCCCGGAAAGAUAAAAAGAGCGAGACGGCGAGCGACGCCGCCGCCGCCGCAUGGAGGCGGGCGACGCGACGCGGUAGCGGGGGACGAGCGACGCGGCCUCAGGGUCCCAUCGAGCGCGCGAGAGGCUCUGCGAGGCGGCACUGUCGCUGUACCGUGAAGCUGAUCCGCCGAGGAAGCAAUCAACCAUCAGUGGAGGAGGGGAUGUAAUCCGAUGAGAUGAUAAUGCAGCUUUCGAACCAAUUGUAGCCUGCUUCAGUGGCCACGUUGGGGGAUCGAUCCCAUUCUUCCAUUCUCAGCAGAAGAUAAUUGAUAUCUGUUUCUGGUUUUGAGGACUCAAAGGUCAUCGACCCUCAUUGACACAUAUGAACCGACCUACCGACCUGUUGCUAACUCUACUUGAUCAUGUACGCCCCUGUAUCACAGGAUUUAUUCAUAUCUAUCCACAUAAGUAAAUGUUCUUAAUUUGUGAGCAGUUCCACUUCUACGUACAGUUCCAUAUCAGAACACAACACACGGUUAUGUCCAUUCUUAAAUACUUGGAACUUUUACAUGCGAAAACCAUAUGAAAUUUACCUGUCAAAACUGUCCAGGAGUGCUCGGAAAGAAAAAUCUUCCAUCCUGAGCUACCGGAAUUUUGGUAUGUUUUGGCUUGCUUCUUCUGUAGGACUUCUCUAGAUGAACUAUAGUCCAAAUCAGCUUAUAGACACAUUUCAGCUAUCAUUAUAUCACUCUGUUUCUUAGGCUACCUUAUUGAUACUUUUCUUACCGGCCAACUUCCUAUUUGUAUCUCUAUAUUCGGGGCUGUGAUGUGUUCUCUUUAUUUUGCAAUACUACACGAAGGUAGCAUACUUGAGUUCAGAUAUGCUACAUGGCAGAAACAGUUAUUUUUCAGUUUUCUGUAGUAAUUAUCAUGAUGAAACAUGCCAUGUUGUUCUCUUAUAUUUGGCUCAAAAUCAAUUGUGGCCAGUCUAAGCUCAUAAUUAUCAUGUACCAUGCUAGGAAGGAUCCAUUCCAGUUGGCAUAUAAACUCCAGUAAAAUGCAAGAGGAAUGAAAUUUUGUUAGUUUUGAUCACCUGUGAGGUUGUUUAAUUGUAGGGUGAAACAAGUUCAUGAUUUUUUUCUAAACCAAGUAACAUAUCAGGUAGGAAGGUGAAUGCUCUAUUGAAUAUUGAUAACCAUACGGGAAAAAAAAAUACUAUGGACUGGUUUUGGGAAAAUGAAUCUGUCUAUCUGGAUUGGUAGGCUUUGACCAAUAUGCCAUGCCUGACUUGAUUUCUCUUACCCAUCUCUUUAGAAGAAACAUUCUUCUAAAAAUUAUAGAAGACCAGCUCCUCGUGAAGAACGAGGAGAUUAAACAUAGAUGGCGGGAGUUCUUCGACACGCUGUUCAAUGGGGAGAAUGAGGGCUAUACCAUUGAACUAGACGACUCCUUUGAUGAUAUCAGUAGGCGCUUGUGCGGCGAAUCUAAGAGUUUGUGGUCAAGGAGGCUUUAAAAAGCAUGAAAGGAGGCAAGGCGAUGGACCCUGAUUGUAUUCCCAUUGAGGUGUGGAGAGGCCUCGGAGACAUAGCGGUAGUAUGGCUAACUAAGCUUUCCAACCUCAUUUUUCGGGCAAACAAGAUGCCAGAAGAACAGAGGCAGAAUAUAUUAGUACCAAUCUUCAAGAACAAGGGGGAUGUUCAAAGUUGUACUAAUCACCGUGGAAUUAAGUUGAUGAGCCAUACAGUGAAGCUAUGGGAGAGAAUCAUUGAGCACCGCUUAAGAAGAAUGGCAAGCGUGACCAAAAAUCAGUUUGGUUUCAUGCCUGGGAGGUCGAACAUGAAGCCAUUUUCUUGGCACGACAACUUAUGAAGGGAUACAUGGAGCAAAAGAAGGACCUGCAUAUGGUGUUCAUUGACUUGGAGAAGGCCAACGAUAAGAUACCGCGGAAUGUCAUGUGGCGGGCCUUGAAGAAACACAAAGUCCCAACAAAGUACAUCACCCUCAUCAAGGACAUGUAUGAUAAUGUUGUGACAAGUGAUCAAACAAGUGUGACGACACUGAUGACUUUCCAAUUAAAAUAGGACUGCAUCAGGGGUCAGCUUUGAGCCCUUGUCUUUUUUGCUUGGGUGAUGUAUGUGGUCACAAGGGAUAUACAAAGAGAUAUCCCAUGGUGUAUGCUCUUUGCGGAUGAUGUGGUGCUAGUCGAUGAUAGUCGGACGGGGGUUAAUAGUAAGUUAGAGCUAUGCAGAUAAACCUUGGAAUCAAAAGGUUUUAGGCUUAGUAGAACUAAAACCGAGUACAUGAGGUGCGGUUUCAGUACUACUCCCUCCGUUCCUAAAUAUUUGUCUUUUUAGAGAUUUUAAAUGGACUACCACAUACGGAUGUAUAUAGACAUAUUUUAGAGUGUAGAUUCACUCAUUUUGCUACGUAUGUAGUCAUUUGUUGAAAUCUCUAGAAAGACAAAUAUUUAGGAACGGAGGGAGUACUAGGCACGAGGAGGAGGUUGUCUAGAUGGGCAGGUGAUACCUCAGAAGGACACCUUCUGAUAUUUGGGGUCAAUGCUGCAAAAGGAUAGGGAUAUCAAUGAAGAUGUCAACACUCAACCAUCGAAUCAAAGCCGGAUGGAUGAAGUGGUGCCAAGCUUCUAGCGUUCUCUGUGACAAGAGAGUGCCACAAAAGCUAAAAGGCAGGUUCUACAGCGGUGAUUCGACAUGCAAUAUUGUAUGGCGUUGAGUGUUGGGCGACUAAAAGGCAUCUACUUGUCAUAUCCUUGCUGACGGUUUCUUGCUCAGAUUUGGGAUCGAGAACGUGAUACUUGGGGAAGAAGAAUAAACCAGAGAGAUAAGGGGUAGGAGGAAAGAAAAUGUGAGCUUAUAUAUAGCUCGUACAUUUUCACACACUCAGCCCACCAGGCUCUCACACUUACAUGGCUGAAAGUCCAAAUGAACAAGACACUCUCAGAUGGCCCACUAGUUAUUCAAACAUUUCCCUUGGCGCCGCUCUUGACCUCCUUCAGAUUCUUCUUCCCAUGUUCUGCAGCUGUCAGGGUGACAUCACUGACAGGUCCUGGCUCUCCAGAACCAACUUGUCCCCUAGCUGGGGCAUUUGGAAACUUCUGAUGUGCAGUCUCAGAAUCUUCCUAAGUUGCAUAAGAGGCAGGCAAACCUUUCCAUUGAAGGAACGCUUGCAGCAGAAAGCAUUACCUUUCUUAACCAAGCGCCGAUCCAAAAUAAGUUCAGGCUGAAGAUCUUCCGUAUCAAGUAACAGAGGUGCUGGUGAAGUGGUAAAGAUAGGAGUGUGGUCAGGGGUCUUUUGUUUCAAUUGAGACGCACGAAACACCGGAUGCACCUGACUACUUGCAGGAACAGCAAGCUGAUAUGCCAUUGGACCUAUUUUCUCCAGAAUUUUGUAGGGACCAAAAUACUUGAAAGCUAGUUUGAGAAAUGGCCGCUUGAUCACCGAUGGUUUAGCAUAAGGUUGAAGCUUCAGAAACACAUAAUCUCCAACCGGGAAUUCCCUUGGUGAUCUGUGUUAGGAAGUCUUUCCGAACAAUCUGUUCUUAUCUUCCUCAGACUUCAUUUUGCACUGAGCCCUGUAUAGUCGAACUUUCAGAUGUUCAGAGUAUAAAUGCCACUCAUGCAGCCAACUCUCUAAGUCAGUAUUGUCGGUAGCUUGAGGGCGAGGCAAUUCUCCCAGGUGUGGCUCAUGACGAUAAAGGGCUUUAAAAGGAGAACCACCCAAGGAGGAAUGAUGAGACGUAUUGUACCAGAAUUCUGCUAAGGGAAGCCAAUUAACCCAUUUAGUAGGUGUGUCAUUAACAGAGCAUCUGAGAUACAUUUCUAAACACUGAUUGACUCUCUCAGAUUGCCCAUCAGUUUGAGGAUGUCGAGCAGUAGACAUCUGAAGUUUGGAUCCCCACAAAGUAAACAAUUCUUUCCAAAAUUUGCUGGUGAACAAUGGAUCUCUGACUCUAUCAGAAGUGACUGUGUAAGGCAUACUAUGUAACUUGACAAUUCUGUAAGAAUAACUGAGCAACUGAAGCUGCGGUGUAUGGAUGUUUCAAUGGAAUAAAAUAUCUGUCCACCACCACCAGGAUGACAGAAUAACCACAAUAAUUAGGCAGACCUUCAAUAAAAUCCAUGGUCACAUCCUCCCAGGCACCUUGUGGAACAGGCAGCGGGUUAAGGAAACCUGGAUACUUGAAUUGUUCAUGUUUAGUCUGCUGACAGAUCUGACAUUCUGGACAAAAUUUGUGACCGCUUGGUUUAGGCCAGUCCAGUGAAACAACUUAACUCUCUGAUAAGUUGCCUGAUUUCUAGAAUGCCCCCCUAUAGGUCUAGCAUGAAAGGCCUCAACUGUUUUGGUUUGCAACCCUGAAUUAGCCCCAAUCCAAACCACCCCCCCUCCCCUGGUGUUUUAUCCAUUAUGCGGAGUAAAGUCUGGGACUCCAUCAGGAGUAAGAACUAACUUCUGCAGUAACUCAUGAGCUUCUUCCCUAAAAAAACUCAUGAGCUUCUAAAUCUACUGCAUAGGAGUUUACAACUUCCUGUAACCACAAAAGCAUGCCCAAUUCUUGAAAGUGCAUCUGCUGCCUUAUUGUCUACUCCCUUUUUGAACUGAAAUUUGAACUGUAGCCCAAUUAACUUAGUCAUGGCUUUUCUCUGCAAGUAUGAAGUAAGAAUUUGAUAUUCCAAAUUUCACCAAAUGUCCUCUAGAAACAUAUGGCCUCCAUCUAUCCACAGCCAUCAUAACUGCUAAAAACUCCUUUUCUUAAAUGGACAGUUUGCUAUUGCUAAUACCCAGAGCUUUACUAUAGUAUGCCAUUAGAUAACCUUGUUAACUGAGCACACCACUUGUACGAGAGUCACAUGCAUCUCUGUUUCAAUACAGAAGGGCUGUGUGAAAUCUGCUAGACGUAAAACAGGAGUGUUACUCAUAGCUUGCUUGAGCUGGUCAAAUGCCACUUGUGCUUCUGGAUACCAAUGCAAAGCCUUCUUUUGCAGAAGUGUAGUUAAUGGUUUGGCCAGAAUAUCAUAAUUUUUGACAAAGUUCAUAUAGUAUCCUGUCAAUCCCCAAAAUCCCCUUAAUUAUGUCGCAAUAGUGGGAACGGGCCACUGUAACAUAGCUUUUGUCUUCUCAGGCUCUGUGGCAACUCCCUUGUCAGAAAUGAUGUGACCUAGGUACUCCAGUUGUUGCUAAGGAAAUAAACACUUGCUCUGUUUUGAAAAUAACAGAUGUUUUCUGAGAAUAUAUCCAGACCUUGUUUCAGAUGCACAACAUGGGACUCCAAGUCUUUGCUAUGAACUAAUAUAUCAUCCAUGAAAACCAAUACACAAAUUUUCUGAUAUAGGGUGCAAACACAACAUUCAUGAUGCACUGAAAGGUAGCUGGGGCAGUUGUCAGCCCAAAGGGCAUAACUCUGAAUUGAAAUUUCCCAUGAUGAGUUUUAAAUGCAGUUUUAGCUUCACCUUCCUCCACCAUUCUAAUCUGGUGAGAGCCUGCCCUGAGGUCCAGCUUAGAAAAUCACUUGGUUCCAGCUAACUCAUCCACCACAGGCAUUGGGAAUUUGCUUUUAAUUGUCAGCAAGUUAAGUCUUCUAUAGUCCACACAGAAUCUCCAUGUCCCAUCUUUUUCUUGACUAAAAGCAUAGGUGAGGCAAAAGGGGCAUACUGGGUGUCACUAUGCCAGCAACAAUCAUUUCAGAGACUUGCUUCUCAAUUUCAUCCAUUUGCAAUGUGGAAUACCUGUAGGGUCUUGAAUUAAUUGAAGCAUUGUAAGGUAGUGAUGAGAGGCAUGAUCAUAAGUCCUAUGAGGUGGCAACUGUUGUGGAUUUUGAAACACAUCAGUGUAUUCAGUGAGGAGUCGCUGAAUACUUUCAGGUGUAGUUCGCACUGAUACUGCUGCCUCGGUAGUUAAUAUUCCUGUAGCCCAGACAUCAUUACCUUCCACACAUUUUUCAAAUUGUUCAACAAUGAAUUCUUGCAGUUGUGUGACUGGCUUAUCUUUCAUGCCUUGUAAAGUAACAGUGUGACCCUUGUCCUGAACUGUAUCCAUUUCUCCUCCCAGUGGCAUGUCAUAGGACCCCACUGUGCUAACCAAUCCAUGCCCAAGAUGACAUCAUAACCUCCCAGGGGUACAACUUCAUGUAUGUGGUAAAUGUACGAACCAUGAACCUCUUGUUCACAAGUCAUUGGCCACUUUAACUUUCAGAGGAAGAGGUAGUGUUUUGGUGUUACACUAAAUUCUGUCAGCUAGCUGCUGACCAGUGAAAGUGUGAGAACUACCAGAGUCCACUAAUAGCAACAUGACUUGAUUAGUUACCAUGGCUCUUAGUCUGACUGUCUUAGGGUUGUUUGUUCCAGAGAAUGCAUUGACAGACAAGAAUGCAGCAGCCUCAGCUACAGUUUCUGUCAGCUAGCUGCUGAUCAGUGAAAGUGUGAGAACUACCAGAGUCCACUAAUAGCAACAUGACUUCAUUAGCUACCAUGGCUCUUAGUCUGACCGUCUUAGGGUUGUUUGUUCCAGACAAUGCAUUGACAGACAAGAAUGCAGCAGCCUCAGCUACAGUUUCUUCCACUGCAAGAGCAUCCAGCAUUGCAUCCUCUAUAUACACCUGUUCCCCCCCUGUGGUUUCAAUAGCCUUCACUUGAGCCUCAUUUUUCGUGCAUACAUGUCCAGGAGCAUAUUUGUCUCACAGCUGUAACACACUUUGCUUUCCAGAGAUUCCCAGCAGCAAACUGAGUUCGCUGAACAAGUUCUUGUUGUGGUAUAUAACCCCCAUUUCUGCUAUAUCGUCCCUGCUGUCCUUUGUUUAAUUCCAGCACUGCCUCUUGUACUAGAGCAUAUACAGUUGCAGUAUGAACUGUAAGAGGCAAUGAAUUUCAACAGCUGCUCUUAUAUCAUCUUUCAAUCCAAGUACAAAUUGAGUAACCAAAAAUAUUUCACUGACAGACCCUUCAUACAGUUUGACUUGCUACACAAGCUGAUUGAAAUUACUCGGAUAUUCCUGAACAGUUCGAGUCUGUUUUAAAACCAACAGACCUCUCAUGCAAUCUCUAUGCACAUUGAGGUCAAAUUCCUGCAGCAUGGCCACAGAAAACUGACUCCAUGAUGAACGGUAAUCAGACAGUUUAUAUGACUGGUACCAGUGUGCAGCAUUUCCAUGUAAGUGCAGAGAUGCAGACAUGACUUUUAAGUUUUCAGGAGUUUGAUACAACAGGAAGUAAGCUUCAAUUAUCAAGUCAAAUUCGAAUUCCUUCCCCAUCAAACUGUGGAAAUUCCAUCUUAGGCAUCCAGGUGCGCUUGGAUCCAUGCUAGUCAGAGGAAGAAUUUUUUUGAGGUGUGUGUGAUACCUUUCCUGGAUCCACAGGAGGAGGCUGUCCAUGUUGCCCCCUGCGAACAUGAACCCUUGGCUGCGUCGCCGCUGUGGGCGACACUGCAUAACAACCCUUCGCUGCCAUCCGCUCCAGAUCCGCGUCCCGAACACUGGUGGAUUCCUUUAACACUCGCGCCACAUGAACCUGUUCCUGAUGGAUCUCUCCAAUAGAGCUCACAAAUAUGUUUACCUUGGACUGCACCUGAUCCAGCUGAGCGACUUAUUCCUCAAACUUGUUGUCCAACCCAUCCAGUCGCGCCUUGAUUUCCAAAAUUCCUUCCACUUGCUCCUGCAGUAGCUGCAGAGCCGCAAAUGCCUGCGUUACGUUCUCCUCGAAUGACCCCAUCACCUCUACCAGGUGUCGUGUCUGAGCACUUGGCUUGAACGACACCGUUGCAGCUUCCUCUGGAUUUCUCCAACGCCGAUCUUGGAUUUACAGCCAACCGCGUGAGCAAUCGACAACUGACCAGUCGAUGUUACGGAGAGAAUCUCGAGUAUGCGAAGCACAAGACGGACCUAUCUAGCUCUGAAUACCACUUGUCAUAUCCUUGCUGAGGAUUUCCUGCCCAGAUUUGGGAUCGAGAAGAGGAUACUUGGGGAAGAAGAAGAAGAAACCAGAGAAAUAGUAGGUAGGAGGAGAGAAAAUAUGAGCUAUUUCAUUUAGUCGCUGCCAAUUCCAGCCAACGGUCGUGCUUAUAUAUAGCUAAUACAUUUUCACACACUCAGCCCCCAAAUGAACAUGACACUCGCAGAUGGCCCACUAGUUAUAUAAAUAUUACCGAAAAAAGCUUUCGCCCUGCUUUAUAAAUAAAGCAACCACCAGAAGCACAAGGUCCAACAAAUGUUCACACCGCACAUGCACGCCAAAGUAGCAGACAACAAAGAAAGUACAACAGAGGGUUCUGCUGAGGGCACAGCUCAACAAGCGCUAAAGAGAAAAUAAAAGGCGGCAACACAUUUCCCUUGGCGCUGCUCUCGACCGCCUUCAGCUUCCUCAUCCCUGGUUCUGCAGCCCUCAGGGCGACAGUACUGACAACCAUAAUUGGAAGGGUAUAAUCAAAUUGUUAUAUAUGCUCCCAUGAAAAGCAAGAGACGUGGAAAAUUGGUAGUUUUGAUCACCUUGCAGGUUGUUUUGUUAAGGUGGAAAAAUUGUAUCGGGUUCCUACCUGCACGCCUUGUCGAAUGCUAAACAGAAUCAUGUGCAUGGAUUAGUUUCCGCAAAAUAACUCUACGUGUAUGGAUUGGUAGUUUGGACCAAUAUGGAACUGUGGCCAUGAUAUUGUCUUGAGAAUUAGGCAAAUAGUUAAUCCAUUAUGUGUUGAAUGUAGUGCAGCUGUAGCUCUUUUAUUCUCAUAUAGAAGUUCACCCAGAUGAUCGUCAAAAUUACUAUGAAAUUCAAUUUUUCUGUGAAGAGACUUAUCUUUUUCACUAUCUAUUCCUGACCUGUCAAAAUAUUCUAUGUACUUCCAUAAAAUGGUUCGCAAGGUAUCAGAAUGAAAGUGAAGGGACUAAUUAGUGAAGUUGUAACUAACCACUAGAUUUUACUUAUUUCACAUUCUCUCUCUUUGCAUACAGAUGGCUAUGGGGCUCAUUUUUUCUAAAUUUGUUGGUUCCUGUGGUUAUGCCUCAAGGAUAUUAAUUUCUGAUGGCUGAAGUGUUUUGUUUGACAGAGAAUGUGCUUCAGUAUUAGGACUAAUCUAGGAUCUCUCAUGCCCGGGCUUGCCGACUACAUGAUGUCUUAUGUUAGAUGAUUAAUACGGUGAUUUUUAUGAAAAAACUAGCAUCUUACGCACCUUAAUUUGUGUUCUUCCUCGGCUUUCGAGAAGUUUCUGGGAAUUGCAAUGGACCAAAUUGUUGCCCAAGGCCUGGAUUCGAAACAUGUAGCUGUAAUGCUAAUCAAUCAUACCCAUUGCUUAUCAGUCGUAAUCAAUUCCUGCUUUUUAAACUUUCUCUUUUUUGGAAAAAGUGGAAGCAUUAUCGGCCAACUGAAAAGAGUAUGUUAUAAGUACAAUGAAAUCUGGGAAAAGAACUAUGAUGGGAGACGACGACACAGCCGCCGCUCUUUCCCCCUUCCCAAACCCUAGAGUUCGAGGCACUGAUCCCCAAGCCAAGGAUUUGAUGCCGCCAGGAGGAGGAGGUGAGCAUGGCUGCACGGAGCAGGACCACCCAUUGGCGACCGGUCGCCGUGACGAAGGCGCUCCGUCCCAUCCUAUGCCGCCGCCUCCCCUCAUUGUUCCCGUAGCUUCUGAGAAGAAGAAGAAGAAGCACAAGCAGGGGCAGGAGCACGAGAAACACCCUGCUGGGAGCCUUCCUGAGGGCCCCCUUGUCGAGAUUCUGUCCCGGGUGCCUUACAAGUCAUUCUGCCGCUUCAAGUGCGUGUCCAAGCCGUGGCUUGCCCUCUGCUCCGACCCCGACAUCCGCAAGAGGUCACCCCAGACCAUGGCAGGUUUCUUCCUCCGCAACUAUGGCAUGCGCCCCUGUUUCAUUAACUUGUCCGGAAGAGGCCAACCCCUGGUCGACCCUUUUCUCUCUUUCUUGCGCGAGAGCUUUAAACUUCUCAUCCCCCAGCAUUGCUGCGGUGGCCUUGUUCUCUGCAAAUACUGGGAAUCAUAUUGUUUUGAGGAAGAUGAGUACAAUCUUGUCGUGUGCAAUCCUGCGACCAAGAAGUGGGCCGAGCUGCCUCCUAAUCCUAUACAAUUGCAAGACGAAGACGAAGAAGAAGUCGAAGAAUAUUUGUGUUUCGAUCCAGCCGUCCCCUCCCGUUUCAUGGUAUUCACACACACUUGGGAUUUCACAGAAGUGACAAUCUACUCAUCAGACACUGGACGAUGGACUACGGUGGAGAGUGGUUGGAUUGAUAAGACUCCUAUUGGUCUUCCUGUCUUCCUGAAUGGUACUUUGCAUUUGAUGACCACUGAAUAUUCAAUAGUCACAGUAGACACAGAGGGGAAGGUUUGGGGGCAAAUUGAUAUUCCAGGCAACAUGCGAGACAGCUCUGAUUAUCCGUUCAUUGGACAGUCUCAGGGACGAUUGUAUGCUUGGUGUAUAAAUGAUAAUGUUGAUGUUUGCCAACUUUUAGUUUGGGCUCUUGAGGAUUAUGGUGGUGCAAAGUGGGCCUUGAAGGAUACUGUUAACAUUUCAGAACUGUUUGGAAGGGAUCGUUACAAAUAUGUGGAGCCCUUAGCAAUUCAUCCAGAUUGUGAUUUGAUUUUCCUUACCGACCGGAGGGGGAAGGCUAUCUCAUAUGAUAUGGACAGCAAGAAAGUGCAUGUUAUCGGCACUCACGAAACAUUCUAUGGUGCUAUACCUUAUGUUCCAUGUUUUGCGGAAUGGCCGUCAGAUGGUCACUGACCUUGGUGGAACUAUAUAUUGUCUUCAUAGAAUUCAGCCAUGGAGAAUAUGCAACACCUAGCAACAGCUUCCAGUGGCUAAUGCUUAGUUGUAUGAAUGAGUCUAGGUAUUUGAUAUAUCGGCUGCCUCUAGUGCUAAUCAUUAUGGUCACCUGUUAGCUCUUGGUAUGGGGUAACUGUGAGGGUAUAUUAUCUAUUUUUGAAAUUGGUUGGAUUUUCACCUCUUUAUUUUCCGUUUAAGAUUGGAGAUGCUUAUCUCUUGUUGCAACUUGCAAGUACAUUUAUCUUUUAUGGACAACUUGUUAUCCAUCAGUUCUGAAUAUUGAUAUCGCCUUGUUCUUAUGCACAUGUUAAAGACUGGAGAUGCCUGUCUCUUGUACGUUUAUUGUUCUUCCAUUUUAUUUCACUUCAUUGGGGGAAGAGGAUUUUUCGAGGGGAGGAGAAUAAUGUUAAGAGUUAUAAUAUAAGUCAUCUAUACCCCUUUGUAUUUAUCCCGUAGUAUAAGGGGUUUCCUGCAUAUGUACCACACUUGUACAUGUAUAUAUAUAUCGGCAUAUGGCCUCAUGGGAAUACAAGUUGCUUAUUCCUAAUA